AUGAACCUCCGGCCGAGACAAAAACAACCCUUCAUUGGGUUCACCAAAGCCGAGGUUGAGAAAAUGGAGCAAUUGUUUGAUGAGUCUAACGAACAAUCUCUGGAUGAGAACUUCUAUAAGAAACUGGCAAGAAGUUUCAACUGUUCCAGUAAUCGAGCUGGAAAGCCUAUUUUGAAGUGGACAGAGGUACAAAGUUGGUUUCAGAAGAAGCGUAAAAACAGCCUACUGAACGAGGGUCCAUUUGAUUCCAAACAAUCUCCUAUUUUUCCAUACGAUUUUACACAAGAUAAAGCAACUGAAAAUCCUGAAUUUCCGAAAGGGGAAAAGGGCCGAGACAUAUCCAAGUUGGAGUUUGAGGCAAAAUCAUCAAAAGAUGGAGCAUGGUAUGAUGUCGAUACAUUUCUCUCCCACAGAUUUGUCGGCCCCGGCGAAGUUGAAGUCUACGUACGGUACACUGGGUUUGGGACUGAUGAAGACGAAUGGGUCAAUGCAAAACAUGACGUGAGAGAACGUUCUAUUGCUUUGGAGCAUUCAGAAUGCAACAAAGUGAAUGCUGGGGAUUUAAUCGUGUGCUUUCAGGAGAGACACGAUCAAGCAAGAUACUAUGAUGCACACGUUAUGUCGAUCCAAAGGAGAUUGCACGAUAUACGAGGUUGCAGAUGUCUUUUCUUGAUUCGAUACGACCAUGAUAAAUCAGAGGAAAGAGUGCCCUUGACGAGAUUAUAUUGCCGGCCAAACUUGCAAGCCCGUUUGGAAAGUACCUAG
Messenger RNA from Striga hermonthica, 765 nucleotides. The record is from the annotation of a GenBank genome assembly. NCBI's taxonomy places the organism in Eukaryota, Viridiplantae, Streptophyta, Magnoliopsida, Lamiales, Orobanchaceae.